CAUCACAUCUAUACAUUGACCCUGGCAGGACUGAGCAGCAAAAAUGCCGGUUUCUACUGGUGUCAGUUGGAGAUUGCUGAGGAAAAGGAGUCAAACGCUGCUGCGAGAAAUCUGCUGCCAUCCGAUAAGUGUCGUGUUGGGGUGGAUGAUAAGCUCGUUGGUUGUGAGUAUGGAGAACACAAAGACGAAUGGAAAUGCGCUCAGACUCUAGCCACAGUUACUAAUGAAGAUUCAGAGGAUGUGGAUGCAUACGGCAGCAGGGCACCAGAACUGCUUGCCACAGUUCAGAGACCUUCUCCUACAGUGACUCUGCACGAUACCAGUGGGAGGAAGACCCCUCCAAUCAAGAUGCAGUGGACAGUGAUGGAAGUCGUUUUAUUCGUAGUGGUUCUGCUGUGUGUAGCAAUCAUAGUACUCUUGCUGGUGUGUGUCUUUAUCAAGAGGAAAAGAAAGAGAGCAGACCCAAGGACGCCUGAUACGACAAUUGUUUUGAAGCAAUUCAAGAACAGCUCGGAUAAAGAGGCUUCCGCUAUCGGCCAUGCUCGGUACACGCCAGUCAGCACCCUCACCCGAACCCACCCUAUCCCCCAGCUGGCGUCUGAGUGGUGUAAAUCCUCCAGCACACUACAGAAAGAAGACCCGAUCUACUCCAGUCCCUACCAGCACCUAAACACAACCAGCAUGGACUACACCAACAUGUACUCCAAACUCCACCAGUGAUGUCACAACUAUACACUCGGCCACCUCAAAGACUAAAUCCCCCUGCAUAGUCACUGACCUGUGAACUGUUAUGCUGCAUGGAGUUUUGUUGUACGUAUUCAUCACCUGCUUUCUAACCAAGGAAAUCACUUGGUGAGAGUCCCACCAGGUGGUGAAUACAGUUGUCUUGGUCUUCAAGUUAUCUGUAAUCGUGCAUUAAUCUCGCUGCAUCAUCUCAGUGUUUUUACUGCUUG
Geodia barretti is the source of this 953-nucleotide messenger RNA. Lineage: Eukaryota; Metazoa; Porifera; Demospongiae; Tetractinellida; Geodiidae. The record is from the annotation of a GenBank genome assembly.